UUGGGCCACCGGGCAAUAGGGGAUCAUGGGGCCCCUGUGUCCUUGCCCAAACUCAAAAAAGUCUAUGAAAAAGGUACCAGGGGCAUUUCAUGGGGCCCCCUACUGACCCCGGCCCUCGGGCAGUGCCCGAGUUUCCAAAUGGUCAGUCCGCCCCUGUUUACAACAUUAGCUCAGCAAUGGCUGCCCAUUCAUUUUGCUCAGUACCCUUCUUUGAUGGUGUUUUCCUUUAACAAGAGGGGUUAUAACCUGUCAGUUUAUUUUUUUCAUCUGUGUCCCCAUUAUAAGAUGUCCCCC
Molecule: messenger RNA, 294 nt
Organism: Staurois parvus
Lineage: Eukaryota; Metazoa; Chordata; Amphibia; Anura; Ranidae
Source: the annotation of a GenBank genome assembly